This is a messenger RNA of Diaporthe citri, 1419 nucleotides long. RefSeq lists its product as uncharacterized. The record is from RefSeq and is a predicted model, not a curated record. Bases 1 to 1419 code for a protein of 472 amino acids. The transcript has a single exon. Lineage: Eukaryota; Fungi; Ascomycota; Sordariomycetes; Diaporthales; Diaporthaceae.
AUGUCUGCGUACGACUUUGCCGGAAACCCGCAAUGGGGACCAUUGUAUCCGUUGGGAGGGUCUUCUCAAAACCUCUUACCUCAUGUGUCCCAGGCUGCCCAAUCGAUUUCGUCGACCUGGGAUCACAACUCUCCAUACCGGUUGACAAUGAAGCAACAGCCAGAGAGAGCAAAGGCCGCCAAUGCAAAGGACAAAGACCGAAAACCAGUUGACCCCCCUCCGGUCUUGCAACUUGAUGUGGAUCCGAGCCAAGAUCCUUUGCAGCUUUACAUCACCUCUCCUUACCUGUUUGUUCAGACAUUCCUGAUCGGAGCCGCUGAGUCCGACCCGGAUCCAGACUUGAACGCGCUCACCGGAAACACCUGCACAAGUGGACACGUUGUCAAGGACGACCGCGGUGUGCAUAACAUGAUGUUUUGCUUGAACGACAUUUCUAUCAAAAAAGAGGGCACUUACCGAUUGAAAUUCUGUCUGUUCAAGCUCAACACAACGACGGGAGACGUCGAAAACCUUACUUCUGUCUGUUCCGAACCGUUCACGACAUACAGUGGAAGGCACUUUCCCGGAAUGUCAGAGUCAACGUCAAUGACGAGGCUGUUGGUUGAUGCUGGGGUCCGUCUUCGCCUGCGCAAGGAAUCGAAGGCGAUGAGCACCAAGAAGAAGAACAACGCAUUUGCACAUAUGAUGAGCCGCAGGGGCCGUGACGAGGACGAGGAUAGGCCUGGAAAACGUGUGCGGUCCGAGACCGGGGACGACAAGCCAAUGGCUUACUCGAAACAUGGCAGUUUUUCCCAGCCGCAUUCGUUCGCAACACAUUCGACUCCCUCCUCCUCGAUGGCCCACUACCCAGGCGGCUUCCACGCGGUCACCUCGUCUCCGGGCCAGAAUAUCGCCCCGAUGAGCUCCAUGCCGACGGCUUAUAACCAAGGGAUGCAUUCGGCUUCACCGAUGCUGAGCCUUGACACACACGUCAAUCAAUACCACAACAGCCCAACCUCGACCGGAUCGAGCUACCAUUCUCCAGCACGGCAAUCCCCGACAUCCGGAUAUCAGCUACAGGCGACAGUGGCGUCUUCUCAAGGUCUCGUCGCGACAAGCCCACUGGCUCAGUACAGCAGUAGCCACACGACGCAGCCUCCAAUACUACCACCAGUUGAUAUGAUGAACCCGCACGCAGGCUCUUCUCCGGACCUGAACUACACGACAUCCGCGAAUUACGGCGGAGGUUAUCUUCCCUCGUCGCAGUCGCGACACCUACCCUCGAUGCAGCAGAGAUCAACAAGCUGGGGCUCGAGCAUGCCAAUGCGGAUGAACGCGCCGAUGCUACAGAACGGACAGUCGCUACCAUCCGUGAGCGGACCAUACGGCGAGGGGAGCAUGUUCGAGCAAUACAGCUACGGACCAAGGGAUGGUCAUUGA